UCUGGCUUGUGCAUUUGUAUUGUAUUUGUAAUUGUAAUGUUUAUACAGUUGCAUGAAGGAACUAAGUUAACUCAAAAUUCUUUAAGAACUAAUUUUUAUUUUUAUUUAAUAAAACCAAAGUGUACUGUGUUAAAAUUCUCAACUGUUAAUUCGUUCGUUUAAGAAGAAAAAUGGAACUAUAUUUUUAAUAACUAACCAGAAAGUCAUGGAUAAGGACAGCUGGAUAAUAUUCUCCAAUGCUGAUCCCAAUGGAAAUGGUAAAAGAGGUCUUCCAAAACUUCGCGAUAUUUUUCGACGACAAAGACAAGAUUCCGAUGGAGGAACUGACUGCCCCGACCUGGAGUAUGUAUACGCUGACGCAGACACAUACACCAAUGAGAUUGCCGAACUUUACAGUUACACAGAACAACCAGAAUUUCAACUCAAUGUUAAAGCGUUUGAAUACCAGAUGGAAAUGUAUGGACUGAAGCUGUGUUGGCAGAAACAAACAAUGGAACAAAAGAAGUCCAUAAUCGCUAAGUUGCUGGAUCAACUUGAAGUUUCCAAUAAGGUUUUGCGAAUGAAAGCUGCUCGCUGUUUCCUUUACCUGGCUCAGGGCUGCUGGGCAGAAAUGCAGUCGGACAAGGAACAGCAAGCUUGCACCAAGGACAACGUUUAUCUUUUGUAUGAAUGUGGUGUGUUCCAUGCUUUUGUUGAACUCCUCAAUAUUGAAAUCGACAACAGUGCAACAGCCUCAACUGCUAUGCGAAAACUGGCUGUAAGUCUUGCGGACUCCACAGACCUCCGCGUCAUCUUGAGUGUUCUGUACAUCAUAGCUGAAGUGAUACGUUGCAUGGGCGAAGAUGACUCACCCGAGUGGCAAAGGCUUGGGGAAGCCUUUAAACACGAUAUCAGUCAUCCCAUAGGAGAUGAGCUGUUAGUAGUGAAGCUGUUCGGAAUGGUGACGAGAUUCUGUAGUGGCUCAGCACCUCAUUUUCCAAUGAAGAAGGUGCUGUUGUUGCUCUGGAAGAUGAUUCUGGUAUCUCUAGGUGGCAUCAGCGUACUUCGCGAACUCAAAUGGAAGUACAGAGAACAAGCUGGGCUCACAGUCCUGGAAGAAGACACAAUCGCAGUGGUACGCACUAUGAGGGCAUCAUCGCCACCGGCCUGUGCGGCAGACUUACUCGAGGCUCACACUCAGAACCAGAAACGUAACAACAGGCCUUUCCGAAGGAGUCUGAUGAAACAGAGUUCACUAGAUGAGUCUUUGGGUAUAGAGUUUGAGCAGACCGAUGAGGAAAUGAGGGAGUUUGAUGAGCAACAAGCCAUGGAAGAUACAGGAGACAUGCCACAACCUCCCAGUCCCCACCCCAUGACACCUGCUCCUGCUAAAGGUUUGCCUUGGAUACCAAAAGUUCGACAGAAGGAUUUAGACGUGUUUCUAGAGAAUACUAGAAUCAAGUUUGUAGGCUUCCCGUUACAAGGAGAUAGAGAAUCUCUGUUUGGACUGCCACAGCCCAUUCACGAAGGAGUACGAGUUUUGAAACAGCACAUCUAUACUUCCCUGGCAGAGAUCCAAGUCCAGCAAGAGGAGGAUAUUGCGAAGAGUCCUAUAUCAGUGAAGGAGCCCACUGUAGCUCUGACACCCACUGAAACUCUUUACCAGGGUCUUCUACCAAACCUACCACAAUACAUGAUAGCUUUGCUCAAGAUACUGCUGGCAGCUGCUCCAACAUCAAAAGCUAAAACCGACUCCAUCAACAUAAUGGCUGAUGUUUUACCCGAAGAGAUGCCAAUGACCGUCCUACAGUCACUGAAAUUGGGGACAGAUGUAAACAGGCACAAGGAGAUUGUUGUGAAAGCCGUCUCUGCUAUACUUCUGCUACUGCUCAAGCACUUCAAGCUCAACCAUAUCUACCAGUUCGAGUUCAUGUCUCAACAUCUGGUUUUCGCUAACUGCAUACCCCUUGUGCUCAAGUUCUUCAACCAAAACAUUGUGGCAUAUGUCAACUCAAAAAAUGUCAUCCCGAUCCUGGACUUCCCUGCGUGUGUCAUUGGAGACCAGCCGGAGUUGACUGCCGAGAGCCUGGAGAUCGGAGACAGCCAGCUCUACUCUUGGCGCAAUGUAUUUAGCUGCAUCAACCUGCUUCGCAUUCUCAACAAGCUAACCAAGUGGAAACACUCUCGUAUCAUGAUGCUGGUGGUGUUCAAGUCGGCCCCCAUCCUCAAGAGGACUCUCAAAGUACGCCAUGCAAUGAUGCAGCUGUACGUCCUCAAGCUCCUCAAAAUGCAGACUAAGUACUUGGGUCGCCAGUGGAGGAAGUCAAAUAUGAAGACCAUGAGUGCUAUUUAUCAGAAAGUGCGGCAUCGUCUCAAUGAUGACUGGGCAUAUGGAAAUGAUCUUGAUGCGAGGCCUUGGGACUUCCAAGCUGAGGAAUGUGCUCUAAGAGCUUCUGUAGAUAGAUUCAACACAAGACGCUAUAGCACGAACAGUUUGGACCCAGACUACGAGCCUGUAGACACCUGCAUCACCAGUGUCCUUGGCUCUCUGAACAGUGUCAAACUGACGGAAGAGUUUAAGCAACAUUAUGACCUUUGGCUGCAGCAAGAAGUGUUCCAAACAUCUGUUAACUGGGAUGAGAUCCUCAACUACAGUUAUAUGUAGACCGUGGACUAUGGACCUGUAUUUGGGGCCAUUUCCUUGUUACAAAAUAAAGUCCUAUGUUUUUUAAGGGCAUAGGAACACAAUGGACAUUUUCUUUUAAUUUUAAAAGCUUGUUGUAUACUCAUUUUAAAAUUACUGUUCAAAUUUAUGACUGUUUAACUAGGUAAUAUCCGUUUCAUUUAGCCAGUAUAUAGAAGACUAUAUCAAAUAUUGUGUAGAGAUGAGGACAGUUCCACAAAAUUGGUUUACAAUAAGAGAAACACAUCAAAUGUAUUUAUUUAUAGGUUACUGCUGUAAUUAGGAUAUAAAUGUUGAAACGCUGGCAUUUCACUCACACUGAUGACGACGGAAAGGUUCUCUUCCUCUCGAAUGAAGCUGUCGUUAAUGGUCUCUUAAGAUAAACAUGUAUUUUCAUUUUUGCGGCCAUUACUAGUUACCAUAUCCCACUGAGGUAGACUCUCUUAUAAUAAGGUAAGGCAAUCCAAAUACUAGUAACGAGAGUAACUUGUAUGAUACAUUUCACCUUAAACUGUUCAUAUAUUUAUGAUCUGCUAUCUAGUGGUGGGAUAACAGUUUAAGUUAUCUUAAUCGUUUUUUGAUUUUUUUUGUUUUCAUUAUCUAAUAUUUAUUUAAAUCUUUUUUUCAACACGUACAAUGAGUUAGAAAGCUAUUUUGUUAACAAAUUUCUGAAACGUUAUUGGAUAGAUUGGAAGAAGUUUAAUCUAUUGCGGACCAUAGAUAUUUUCCGAAUGUCCCUGCAUAAAAUGGACUAAAAUCACAAGCAUAUUCAGUGAAUAUCCUUUGUUUCCUAAGGUCUCUAGCAUGUUGAAUCUUAUCUUGUCUUAUCUGAACCCUAUGUUGUGUGGGCUGACAAGAGACUGAUACUCGCAUUAUCAUUAGUUAACGAUGGCAAGUGAAUUGUCGUAAUUCAGCUUGAUAUUGACUUUUUGUUGUCGUUUCAAUUAUGGAACGUGAUUUACGUUGGUUACAACAUUAAUUAUUGUAAACGUAAUUAGUACUUCACAAACAAUAUUUUGGCAGAACCUUGAUAUGUUGCCUACGAAACAUAAAGGUAAGUAUUAUUACUAGUAGAUAGGUAAAUCAGCAGGCUUACCAUGAAAAUUAUCUUGUUGGGUCCACCAGUUAAAAAAACAAAAUAAAAGUACACAUUUUUCACAUAAUUAGAAAUUUUCGAUUGCACUGCAAUCGUUCUCAACCAGUAGAGAGCAAUGUAGUUGUCUGUUCAUCUACUGAAUGCUGAAUUUUCUUUCAUUGAAUAGUCUUUCAGCAGUUUGAGGUAAAUAUUGUUAUUGUUUAUUAACUAGUGUUGAAUGUUUUAAUACAAUCUAGUCAUAAUAAAUUAGAAAAUAGGUGAAAGUAUAACAUUAAACGUUUAAUUUUGUCGGGACCAUAAUCUAAAACGUGCCCUAUUUCUAUCCACUUUAAGCAAGGACAUCAGGAGCACGCCUUUGAUCAGGAAUGACUUAGCAGAGUGCAAAAUAAUUUGUACCAUAAUCUACACCACAUCAAAUGGGUUAAAAUCGGUGAAAGUAAUUCUUGACAGAUUCAUUGAUAUAUUUUUCUGAACUUCAUCUAGGACAAAAUAAUUUUGUUAGACAAAUACAAGGUUGUGGAGCUUGAAGAUACAGGUGUGGCUAUCAUUUUUUGCCAAAAAACUGUUUACUAUAGCACUGACAUAAGACUUAACCAAACCCCAGAAGUUUUGGUAGAAGAAUUGCUGCCAUUUGCGUGUCCUGUACUAUAUAUAAGUUAAGGUUAAGUCUACCUCAGUGGUUUAAGGUUGCUUUACUGGGCGUGGUUUUUUACCAAGUUUGCCAUACCAGAAGCGUAACCACUGGUCACAAGAGUAAGGUUGGUGAAAUAAGGAAAGGGAAAAACUGCCAGUUCAGUGUAUAGCCUCCUUCUUCCAAAUAAAAUUGCUAUAGAUUUUUCUAACUAUCUUUUUUUUUAAUUUUUAAACCCAUUUCUUUUUAUAUGUUUUAUUUGAUAAUUUAUCAUUAUUUACUGAAUUUUACAGUAAUUAUUGCUAUAAUUUAAAAAUAUUUAAAUCCAAAACGUUUUGUUAUUGUUCUGUUUGUUAGGCUUUAUUUAUUCGCUGUUAUUAAUUAUUAGACAAAUUAUUAACAAUAAUAUAUUAUUGUAGCAUGGUUUUUACUUUCUUUACACUAAAAUGUUUUUAUAUUCCUCAACUUUAAAGUUGUUUUGCAUGCAAUUUCAAUUUUACCUGGAACUGUUAAGUAUUAAUAAGGUGGAUUAUAACUAUUUUUCUUGAUUAUGUACUAUACUGUCAUGCAUCAUACAGUUAUCGUUUUUUAAUUACAGAAAAACUGGAAUUAUGUAUAUUUUAUUUAAAGUGUUACAAUUGCAUAGGACGAAAUGGAAUUAUUAUUUAUAUUUAUUACAUAAUAUUAAAACUUUCCUCUAUGGUUUUUACUUUUAUAACAACAUGUCACAAAAGGUUCUAUGGACUUUUUACUGACAUAUAUUUUUGAAGCUUAGACUUGUAUGAAUAAAAUAUGAUCAAAUAAA
This is a messenger RNA of Homalodisca vitripennis (glassy-winged sharpshooter), 5194 nucleotides long. RefSeq names its product striatin-interacting protein 1 (gene Strip). Gene Ontology annotation, cellular component: cytosol. Lineage: Eukaryota; Metazoa; Arthropoda; Insecta; Hemiptera; Cicadellidae. Gene Ontology annotation, biological process: cytoskeleton organization. The transcript has 17 exons. The record is from RefSeq and is a predicted model, not a curated record. Bases 206 to 2644 code for a protein of 812 amino acids.